AUGAAUCGCCUGGGAACGGCGGUAACGAUCACAGACCCCCUUGUCAAAUACAAUGCCCUCAUAGCCACCGGCCUAUUUUCUCCUGACCCUGCACAGCAUCGGCUGGCCCUUCACCUCCAGAAACUCUAUGUGCGUCUCAAAGACUACCAGCCUCUCUCAGAGUACCGCAGCAGGAUACAUCAGAUCACGCAGGCUAUUGACGGCGCCAGAGGAAAUGAGACAGACCAGCUGGCAGUCAAGAGCCAUCCCAUUCGGCGCAACCCCCUCUUCUCGAGAUUUUUCCGAUCCUCAGAAGGUCCCCGUGACAGCUUAGCCCUGACACGCGUCCUCACGAGCCAUCAGGCUGCGCUUGAUGUGGACUCUCCCAAGGGUCUCUUCCUCUCUGGAGAGGUGGGCACCGGAAAAUCGAUGCUGCUGGACCUCCUCGCCGACGGUCUACCCACGAGCCGGAAGAAACGGUGGCACUUCAACACAUUUAUGCUCUAUAGCAUCUCACGAUUGGAGAAGUUCCGCAAGUCGCAUCCCUCCUUCGCCCGCGACGAUCGGGAGUGGUCCUUGUUAUGGCUGGCCAAGGAAAUGAUCGAGCAGUCGCCCAUUUUAUUUCUGGACGAGUUCCAGCUGCCAGACCGGGCAUCGAGCAAGAUCUUGAGCAAUCUCUUCAUCCCUUUCUUCCAGCUCGGAGGGGUCCUGAUUGCCUCGUCAAAUCGCAUGCCCGACGAGCUGGAGAAGGCCGUGGGUGCGCAGUAUCCGGCACCUGUGACGGGAGGGCUUGUAAAACAGCUAUUAGGUACCAGGAACAAGCAACAAGGAGAGUUGUAUGGGAGCACCAGUGACUUUGCCGCCUUUGUCGAGGUGCUGAAGGCGAGAUGUGAUUUCUGGCACAUGGAGGGAGCAAAAGACUGGCGUAGGCGAGAUCUCACGGAGCAGGCUGAAGCCCUAGGGCGGUCCUCAGAUAUUACUGAGCACACAGGUGACAGCACAGAGGUUCCGGCUGAAGGGCCGCUGUUGUUGAAAGAUGACGUCGGCGACUCGACCACACCUCGGAAAUACGGUCUAACGGUGGACGAACCUGAGGUCUGGAAUCGAAUGCUGCUCGACACCAUCAACAACCCAGUUAGUCAAUCCGUCCCAUGGAAACCGACAAGACUUGUCGUAUACGGACGGGCGAUCAAUGUGCCACGACAGUACGAGGGCGUGACCCACUGGGACUUCAACGAGCUCGUGCACGCCUUCGGACCAGCAGACUACAUCACGCUGGCCUCCAACUUCCACACCUUCAUCAUUGACAAGGUGCCAGUGCUGCCAGUUGCUAUGAAGAACGAAGCACGACGCUUCAUCACGCUGCUCGAUGCUCUGUACGAGGCCCGCUGUAAGGUCCUCAUCCGCGCCGAAGUUGGCCCGGAUAACCUCUUCUUCCCAGAGCAGAACCGGCGACAGCCAGGCAAACCAGGCCUGACAACUCACGAGGACGCAACCUACUCCGAGACGGUGUCUGAGGUCUUCCAGGACUCUGCCGCGCCCUUCCGCCCCAACAUUUCCAGCUACACAGACGCUCCCAAGUCCUCCACCCGAACCUCGUCCAUUCACGCCGAGAUCGAUUCCGAUUUUGGCAUCGUCGGGCAAAAAGUCGACUUUGUAAACACGGCCGCGUUCACAGGCGAGGACGAGCGUUUUGCAUACAAGCGCGCCGCCAGCCGGCUCUGGGAGAUGUGCAGCGCGUCAUGGCAUGCACGUCCCGGACCGCCAGAGAGUUGGUGGACGCCGCUCCCCGUAGAGGCAAGACACUGGGAGGGAAGGGAGCCGACGAGGCCCCUUGGGAAGCAGUAUGCGAUGGGAGGGAAGGUUGGGCCAGGGGAUGUGGCCUGGGGACCGUCAGUGGAUCUAGACGAGCCGGCUGGAUUGUCAAAGUGGAGAGUUGAUGAUCUUAGGAAAGGUGCACAGGAAUGA
Messenger RNA from Cryphonectria parasitica EP155, 1947 nucleotides. RefSeq lists its product as uncharacterized. The record is from RefSeq and is a predicted model, not a curated record. Gene Ontology annotation, molecular function: ATP binding; ATP hydrolysis activity. Gene Ontology annotation, cellular component: mitochondrion; cytoplasm. Lineage: Eukaryota; Fungi; Ascomycota; Sordariomycetes; Diaporthales; Cryphonectriaceae. The transcript is spliced from 2 exons. The coding region runs from base 1 to 1947 and encodes 648 amino acids.